AUGACUGAGGUCCUCUCGCCUGCCCAGUCCGCUGCUCUCUUCGACAUCCUCACCCACUACGACACUUACGCCCAGAUUCGCGAGUUCAGAAGACCAGGCAGCCUUGCCCACUAUGGGCCGCCCUUCACAGCCAAUCCUAAACUGCCAUCCAGUUCUCCAGCCUUGCAGAUCCUAGUCUCGAGGUUUGUAUUGGACUUGCCAGGGCUUGCCAACCUCCCCGAGAAAUGGUGGAGGGUCCAAUGCCACGAGAUCAUCGAAAACCUCGAAAGGGCCAACCUCAGCGAGAGCUACGACAAAGGCGUGAUUGGCAGCCGCAAGACUCUCGCCACCGCAAUCUCUGCUCUGAUCGAGUAUCCUGUCCGCGGCGUUUACGGUGGCUUGCCUGAGAUCAAAAACCGCGAGCACAAUUACGACAUCACCAAUGCCGACGAUCUGAAUCGAGCCUUUCGUGAUUUCAUCAACGACGCCAUCUAUGGAGACGUCCUAGACGAAUUGGUCCAGAAAACGGCGGAAACAGGGAAUCUGGAGGAUCAUGGCCCGCUGGCCAAGGCGCUGCACGAAUUCGUGCUUGUCAACCUUGCCUCCUUGAUGCACUACACUCUCAUCUUGUCACCCAAAGGCCAAUAUCUCCUGAAGCUCAUCGACAACGCCAACAAACUAGUGCCUUACAUGGUGGUCAAGCAGACCCUGAAGAUUGGAAACGUGGCAACCAUGAUCAAUGGCUUGGUCAAGAUCGGCUUGGCUAAGAUGAGCGUUGCCAGCGUGACAAAUUGGAUGGGCUUGACGCAGAAUCAGGAUGAAGGCAUGAACCUCAUGCAGACCAUCAUCUCCACUGUCUUGAACUGGGACAUCAAAGACCUCGAAUCCCGCGCGUCCAAGAUCGAACGAGAACGAGCCAAACCUGGAAAAGAGCAGCUCCGCACACUCAAGGAGUACACGAAUAAGCCCCAAGACGAACAGGACAGGAUUCGAAGAGAAAGCCAAACGCAAUCCAUCUCAAUUGUCAUUGCCAUCUUGAGGGAUAGUAAAUGCUCGUCGACCGAACUCACUGACUUCCAUCACCAACAGGCCCUGGACUAUCUCGCCAUUCACCUCUCCAUCCGGGAUCGAAAACAACUGAUUCAGUGCCUCUGCAAAGCCACCCCGGACCACCUGACUGUGUCCGUUAGGGAGGUGAUCGACGCCUAUGAGCCGGUCAUACGACGGAUGCACAAGGCCAUUGACCUGCCAUCCACGCUGUCCGACUUUGAAUACUUUCUCAGAGACUUAAUAAAAUUGGCCAAAAUCCACACCGACAAGUCCGGACAAUCCAUUGUGCCUACAGUCGGGGACUUUGUGCAGUUGCUACGUAAGCACCAAAGGGCCGGACAUCUCUUCCUGCACCAGUGUUGUAAGAAUGACAAGGAGCUAACCGGCUGGUAUCUGGAAUGGGCAAAGCGAACGGCAUCGCAUUUCAAACAGGAGCCUGGGCCCGACUCUAGUCCCAAUGAGCCUGAUCUUGUCGAGAAAGGCGCAGGAAAGCUUACAAAACCACUCAAUGAAAUCUUCCGAUCACUGCCUGAAGAGACCCGAUCCCGCAUCACUCCGAUCCUUGACUCUCACUCAGCCUUCCUAGGCAAAAUGCAUGCCCAAUCUGCGUCGCGCUUAGCGAACGUCUUGAAGUCUCCGCCUUCGAAGAAUCCCGCCAUUGCAAAGAUCUUUGCCAACUCAUCCGCCAGCCGCCCGCCUUCCCGCGGUUCAAGUCCACCACCCCCAAGUGACCGCCGCAGCGCGUCAACGCCGACCUUGGCCGCGUCCAACAGAAGCAGCAGUGACGAGCCACCUGAAGUAUUGUCUUCUCCAGGUCCAGGAGCUUUCUUGGCGCGCUGGCAGGAUUUGCUUGACGCCUCGCCCAUCACUCCAUUGACACAAUCGGGCCCUUUGAAAGCCGCAAGCAGUCCUGAAGUGGUACAAGCGAGUGCUGCCGAUGUAGAUGGAAAUAAGAUGGUGCAGUUUGGGGCCCAGGAGGCAAGGGGCGAGAAAAUUCGCGUCGAAGACAGAGCUGGCCAACACAACAAGGAUAAAGAUCCAGCACGCCGUGACCGAGGAGCGCCGGAUCGACAGAAGGAGUUGAAGGUCGUCAUUGACGCAUUGGGCAGCCAAUUCCGCCAGCUAUUGGCCGAGCAAGGUUGUCACUGGUCCCAUGGUUGA
Messenger RNA from Capronia epimyces CBS 606.96, 2190 nucleotides. RefSeq lists its product as uncharacterized. NCBI's taxonomy places the organism in Eukaryota, Fungi, Ascomycota, Eurotiomycetes, Chaetothyriales, Herpotrichiellaceae. Gene Ontology annotation, molecular function: phosphatidylinositol binding. Bases 1 to 2190 code for a protein of 729 amino acids. The transcript is spliced from 3 exons. The record is from RefSeq and is a predicted model, not a curated record.